This is a messenger RNA of Drosophila virilis, 1156 nucleotides long. RefSeq names its product RCC1 domain-containing protein 1. The record is from RefSeq and is a predicted model, not a curated record. NCBI's taxonomy places the organism in Eukaryota, Metazoa, Arthropoda, Insecta, Diptera, Drosophilidae.
ACGCUGUCGGCGAAGCGGAAGAUGCGACAGUUACUAUUUACGGGGUUCAAUGCAUUUGGGCAGCACAAUGGAAGCAACACUGACCGCAUUUCCGGUCGCGUCACUGCCUUAACCGAAAUUAGCGUACCCGGGCAUGACGCGGGUAACGCUAUAAUUGCGUUGAGCUGGCGUUAUACCGCAUAUGCUGUGGGCACUAAGCUAUGGCUGCGCGGACUCUUCAACUUGGUGCCUGGGGAAUGCCUGGAAGUGGAGGCACCUGCGAGUAUAAAAGCGUUAGCCGCUUGCGAUUCACAUUGCCUGGUGCUGCUGCAGAAUGGCGAGCUGUACAAGCUGCCAGCCAAGAUGAAUGCAACAUUGCAACACAUCAAAUUGGAAACAACCCCCACAACAAGUGCAGCCACAAAGCGAACUAUUUUUGGUACACCUAAGCUAGCUAGGGACGCCUCACACGACAUCACUCACAUAGCCUGUGGCACGCAUAUUAAUGUGGCCAUAAGCGCUAACAACGCCGUGUACAGCAUACCCAGCUGCUUGCAUCAGUUCCCGCAACGUCAAUGGCGGGUCCAACAGUUGGAGUGCGGACACGAGCAUGCCCUGUUGCUGAACGGCAAUGGCGAUGUCUACAGCUGGGGCAAUGGACUUCGUGGACAACUAGGCCACGAAACACUAGCUGUAGUGGAGACGCCACUGUUGCUGGAGGCGCUGGCGGGCAUUAAGAUAACACACAUUGCCGCUGGUGGCUGGCAUAGCGUAGCCAUCUCUGCAUUUGGGGAUCUCUAUACGUGGGGCUUGAAUUGCAAAGGUCAACUGGGUGUGCGCGUUAUGAAACCCGAUGGUUUGCUAAAAGAGCCCACGGUUUAUCCAUUGCCUCAGCUGCAUGAUUUGCCAGACUGUUGCGGGGUAGAGAAUGAUGCCUGUGCGCCUCUAAAAGUAUUUGCAGGUUCACGUCACACAUUGCUCCUGCGCAGCUGUGGCAGACUCUGGGCUAGUGGCUGGUGUGCCCACGGCCAGCUGGGCACGCAGCCCACUAAAUUGGAAUACUUGGACAUAUUUCAAGCUGUACGAGAUACGCCUAAGGGUAAUAAUUAUACUGUGUUUUGUGGUCCGUGGUCCAGCUUGAUUGCCUUGUGUGAGUAAAUAUGUUUUAUAUUCUUUA